This is a messenger RNA of Penicillium egyptiacum, 855 nucleotides long. The record is from the annotation of a GenBank genome assembly. Lineage: Eukaryota; Fungi; Ascomycota; Eurotiomycetes; Eurotiales; Aspergillaceae.
AUGUUGACCACUAUGUCGCGGCAUUCAGAUAUGUCCGAUGACUCGGACUCCCCCGACGUCAAGUGCUUCCAAGAACUACCUGAUGACACAUAUGAAGCCAUCGGGUCGGAGGCCAGCGCUAUCCGGAAGAUCAUAAGAGAGCAGCAGGACCUUCCCAUCAAGGUGAUGAAAUACCUGCGUUUCACAAACGUCCCAUCAACUAUUGCGGAAAAGUUUUCUUCGAGCUCCACUCGACAUAUGUUCAGUUACGACACUCGAUCUAUGAUCAUAAAGCUCGUGACUGGGGCCCAUGACGCAGCUUCACGCGGCCUGUUUGGUGAAGUGCAAAAUGUGGUACGCGAUAUGACACUGCAUCGGUCGAUUCACCCGGUAGGGUCUAAACGCGUCCGAGGUGUGUCUUCUUCAAAGGAGGCCGACGAGUCAUGGGUCCCUACGCAACCUGUUCCAGGUCGCGAUGCAAAAUGGCCGACCGUUGUGGUCGAAGUUGGAGUCUCUGAGUCCUAUCGAAAGUUGAAGGCAGAUGCAGAAUGGUGGCUCACGAACUCGAGGGGCGAUGUGAAGCUUGUAAACAUCGUGUCUAUCAAUCGAAAGACACCCAAUAUCAAGUUUGAGACUGUUUGUUUGGACAUCAGUUCCUUACGACACCAGCGGCCCCGCUACGUCCCAACUAUACGGCAGUCCAUUACGACAUCCCGCCGCGGCGCACAGAUUACCACCAGCCCAGCAGUAGCCUUGACAAUCGAGUUUGAGGAAUUGUUUUGUUGCCAACCAGUCCCGCCCGAGCAUAACAUUGAAAUCUCACCUGAUCAGUUGGGAGAUAUCUCAAGCGACAUCUGGACGGAGCAAGGUCUAUAA